CUCCGAGUGUUUAAUCAUGGACGAGAGGAUGAAGUGCAAGUGUUGAGAAGAUCACAUACUCCCACGAGCGAGCUGUGCGCCCAACCGUGACGCGACAAGUGCGCAACGGCGCGCAGAGAGGAGACGGUUGAGAAUCGCCUUCACCGCCGGAACAGGCACCGGAAAUGGGGCGCAAACGAGCGAGCGCGCUCAAGCGCCAAACGAAGAUCAGCUUCUCCCCAGCCGCAACAUCGUCGCCCGCAAAGACAACACCCACCAACGCAAUGGGCCCCACGUCCUCCCGGGCAAAGAGGCAGUCCAAGAUCGACCUGCAUAAUAUCGCUCCGAAAGGCACGCCGAAACGAGUGCCGAAGCAGACGCCAACCUACGACUCGAGCGGCGAUGAGCUGCAGGCUGAGGGGGACAGAAGCAUGCGCGUGGGCUUGCCGGUGAGAGCCAAGAGCAACGGCAUGUUUGGCAGCUCUGAUGUGGAUGUUGCGUCGGAAGCGAGCAGCUCAGAGCCGCAGAGUGAGGCAGAGAAGCCAGCCAGGGCAAACGCGACCAGAGCGAGUCGGAAGCGGCAGCGCGCAGAGAGCAGCGAUGAAGACAAAGGCACGGUUACGGUCAUACAGAGGAAGCGGGCGCGACAAGCCGAGUCGGAUGGGGAGGAAGAGGAGUUGAGGCUGCCGGGCAAGCGGCGGAGAGUUGAGCGGCGGCAGACAACGCCACAAGAGAGCGACGAGGAGAUGCCCACACCACCGCGGAGCACGCGACGGAGACUCACCAAGCGAACGGCGACGCCAGAGGAGGAGGUGGAGCACCAGUCACCACCAAAGAGCACGCGGCGGAGGGCAAGAAGGCACCGGGCAUUGAUGGACGGGGAAGAGGAAGAAGAAGGGGUGCAAGAGGAAGGCAAUGGGGCAGAAAGCGGCAACAACGAGGAGCACGAAGAGCUUAGGGAGGAGCUGGCGUUCCUGCAAUCGUCACCGCUGCGGAUCACAAACGACAAGCCAAAGAACAAGCGCCAGGAGGCACUCGAAGCACUCAAGAGGCGACGCGCCGGCAGUACACAGGAGCCAUCGUCUACACCAGCUCGCAAGACACGUGCAGUCAUCAAGUCCGACUCUGAAUCUGAGCUCGAGAUCAUCAAGGAGGAGCCAGACAGUGACCAAGUCGGCGAUCCGGAGAGCGCGCUCGAAGACGACGAGGAGGAGUCAGACCGCGACGCAAACGCACACGACAUGUUCCAAGAAGACGAAGAUGACACGGGCUUCAUCGACGACGACCCCGACGCCAUCAUCGGCGAGCCCGACACCGAGCAAGCCCAGCUCCCCAUGCAGUUCAGCAGCAUGUCGCGCGCCAAGCCCAAAGAGCUCUUCAAGUACGCCGUCGAAUGGAUGGUCAUGAAGAAGAUCCACCCCGCCUUCAACUCUACCGACGAAAUAUACGAACUGACCUUCCGCAAACUCGGUGACGAAGUCAAGGGCCUCGCGUCCUCCAAGUUCACCUCCGCGGCCUGGACUUCAGACUUCACGAAAGCCAUCAACGCGCGGCCCGAACUCCUCAUCACCGAGAUUGGCGGCUCCAGACGCGACUUCCUCAACGACCACUGCGAGGCGUGUAACCGCAGAAACCACCCCGCGACGUUUGAGCUUAGUCUCACAGGCGCACCGUAUAACCCCGAGUCCCUCGAGCCGCUGGAGCCCGACUCAGAUUCCAACUCCGACUCCGACUCAUCUGCGUCCUCGCUCAGCGCAGACUCCGAAGCCAAUCUGAACGGUGAGAAGCCCACCUACGACGCCCGCGGCGAGCGCAUCCCGCCCGAGAGCAAAACCUUCACACUCGGCAGCACAUGCAAAGCCAACGCACAGGUCGCACAUACGCUGCACCACUGGCGGUACCACCUGAACGACUGGGUCAAGGGCUACUUGGAGAGCAACGGGCACUUGACGCCGGAGAAGCUGGUCAAACGAGAUAAGAAGAGCGAUCGCAAAAGGGAGAAGGAGGCGAGAAGGAUUGUGGACGAGAUGGAGAAUAAGGGCGAGAUUAGGAAGUUGCAUCGCUUGUAUAAGGAUCAGGUGCAGUUUGCGGUCGAGGCGCAGAAUGAGUUUAGGAUGGGCUGGGGGAGGAGGUAGGGCGGCUCUGGAUGCAAGACUUGGAACGGGUUGGGUAUGGAUGGUUCGGGGCGAGUGUGUGGGUGUUGAAGCUAUACGGAUUUGAAUCGAUUGGAUACCUAUCCUCUAGGACGGUUCCUGCGAUCAAGUCAUGUACCGAACGGACUUACAGCUCUCGCGAGCUUGGUACCGGUCUGUCCAUGCGUGUCUCAUCACACUGUUCACCCAUCUCAACGAGAAUCAUUGGCUUGCACAGACCGUCCAAUACCUAUACGUCCGAGCACCCAGUUCAGAGCUGAUAUCUCUAACUAAUUCUAUAUCUCCAG
Molecule: messenger RNA, 2419 nt
Organism: Didymella exigua CBS 183.55
Lineage: Eukaryota; Fungi; Ascomycota; Dothideomycetes; Pleosporales; Didymellaceae
Exons: 2
Coding region: 165-2114 (649 amino acids)
Cellular component (GO): nucleus
Source: RefSeq, a predicted model, not a curated record